This is a messenger RNA of Neogale vison (American mink), 2173 nucleotides long. It is a transcript of the gene POLR2M, whose product is annotated as RNA polymerase II subunit M. Gene Ontology annotation, biological process: intracellular signal transduction; transcription elongation by RNA polymerase II; maintenance of ER location. Gene Ontology annotation, molecular function: transcription elongation factor activity. Gene Ontology annotation, cellular component: RNA polymerase II, holoenzyme; nucleus; intracellular anatomical structure. The transcript has 4 exons. Bases 75 to 1184 code for a protein of 369 amino acids. NCBI's taxonomy places the organism in Eukaryota, Metazoa, Chordata, Mammalia, Carnivora, Mustelidae. The record is from RefSeq and is a predicted model, not a curated record.
GGAUCCGGCGCUAGCCGCGGGGGCUGCUGAGGAAACCGAUUGCCCGCCGCCUCGCCAGCCUCAGCCCCCGCAGAAUGUCCUCGCUGGCCCGCGGCUUCGAGCCCCAAGUUCCCGAGGACUUGGGGCGGCGGAGUUUGGCAGAGCUGCGGGAGAUGUUGAAGCGCCAGGAGAGACUUUUGCGCAACGAAAAAUUCAUUUGCAAAUUGCCCGACAAAGGUAAAAAGAUCUUAGACUCUGUUGCCAAAGUGAAAGCUGCCAUUGCCGAAUGUGAAGUUAGAGGGAAAAGUGGACUGUUUCAUCCUGUUAGUUUAGACUGUAAGCUACGGCAAAAAGCAGUUGCAGUUGUUGAUGUGGACACUGAAACAGCCCAGAGUUCUGACCGGAUACUUGAUACUUCAUCGCUAGUCUGUGGCUCUUCCUCUGUAAGUAACACCGGGUCAUCUAAAACCACCUCCCAGCAGCGGGGACUUGUACAUCCUCCUCACGAAGGCAAUGAAGAGGCUCCUGAAGUUGAGUCCACAGUGAGCGCGUGCCCAGCUUCCCGUAGCAGAGCCAGCGCGCCUUCCUCCUGCGCAGCUGGUGAGCGUCUCCUUCAGCAUCGUGUUUCAAGUCAAGCAGAAGAUAAUUUGAGCAGCUCUGACAGCCUGUUUAUUAAUAGGUUACAGAGGAUCACAAUUGUGGACUCAGGUGAAGAGCACUCAGAAGAGAACAGGAGUGCUGAGAACUUGGCAAGGUUCGAUAGUGGAGCACAGAAGAAGCCUCAUUUCAUGGAAGUGCUAGAAACUCGAGCCAAAAACCCAGUACCCCCACUACACAAAUUUAAAACUAAUGUAUUACCUUCACAACAGAAUGAUUCAUCUAGUCAUUGGCAGAGAAGAGGGUCUCCCAUCUCCUCGGAAGAAAGGCAGCUCAGGGAUAAGAAGCAUCUUGAUGAUGUCACAGCAGCCCGGCUUCUGCCACUUCACCAUAUGCCCGCACAGCUGCUCUCCAUAGAAGAAUCUUUGGCACUUCAGAAACAACAGAAACAGACUUAUGAGGAGAUGCAAGCCAAACUCGCAGCACAAAAAUUAGCUGAAAGACUGAACAUUAAGAUGCAGAGCUAUAAUCCCGAAGGGGAGGCUUCAAGGAAGUACCGAGAAGUGAGGGAUGAAGACGACGAUCAGUCCUCUGGAGAUGAAUUCUGAAGAUGCCAGUGGGAUGUAAAUCUCUGCCUGUUGAGUUGUCAUGAUCCUACAUCAGACUUUAAAACAAGUAUCAAGAUCGGUGUCAGACAUUGUCGAGGGAAGGUAUUUUUUAAAGUUACACAAAGGUAGCUAUAAAAACAGCCCAGUUUGUCUUAUCAAAAGAUGACUUUCAUGUGCUUAAAAAGUUUAAUAUUUGAAUAUUGUGUUUUAACCAUACUGUAUUAAAGUUUUGCAGUAUGUUGUGUGUUGGUCUGAUAUUUUAGUACAUAGUAAGCACAGGAUUUUUUUCUCUAAGUCAAAUGAAGCAGGUAACUGCUCUUUUCCUGGCUCUUACCUCUGUGGAAUAGCAUUUAUUACAUGUCUGUCAGUGAAAUACUUGGUUGCCCCGGGCAUCACCUAAAAUGAAUUAGGAACAUAGAGUUCCUUCCUUUUUCAAGGAAUGAAGAGAGCAGCCUAGAAAAUUUUAUGCAUGUUUGCAUGGGGUUAAUGAAGUAAUUGGAUGUGAAAUACCUAGGAAGACACUCCUACAGGAUUCUGAAAUGUUUGUUUCCUUCUUCUGUCUUCCCUUAGGAAGAAUGUUAUCUUCUGAUUAGGAAUAGGAGUACUUUCAGUUGGUGCUGGAGGGUGGACGGUCUUUCUGGAUGAUCAUAUUUGCCCAAAGUGACACAAGAUACAGGAAAAGUCUAGGGUGACUAGGUGAAGGGAGGAGCUGUUCUUGGGCUUGACCUGACUUGAGUUCAUUGCUCUAAGAGGUGACAGGUUCAGUUUGGUAAGAAUACAAAAUUUUUUUAAACUACAAUUGAAUUGUCAAUACACCGCCUCUCCCCACUCCGCAAGAGCCGUAUAUAGGCUACAGAAAUCUCAGUCUCAUAUGUAUACACAUUUAUGUACUUUUCAAGGAUUACAUGGUUUUCAGAGAUUUCUUUGUUUAAUAUGUUAGAGAUUCUAAACAGUGCUGAAAGGAAGAAUAAAAUAUUAGAGCAACUUCA